GCCGCGAAGUCCCCUUGCGCAGGCGCGUUGCUCGCUUCUACAGAGCAGACACUCCUGAGGCGAAUUACUAAUUUGCUGAGGGCGGCGGCAAAGGGGAGCGGCUGGGAAGAGGCGGCAAAGCAGCCGCCGCCGCAUACCUGUUGGCUCUCUCGGCUCUACCUGCGCUCGCGGUCCCCCGUGGUCACUCCGGGAGCAGUCCGUGAGGAGGAGGGAGGCCGAGGCGAGUUGGCGCCGGCGCGCCUGCGCGCGUACGGUGGCCGGACGGGACCAGAGGUGGUUCUGCCGGUGACAGUCGCGAGCCCCACCCUUUCCCCACGUGGCUGCGAAAACCGGUUUGAGAGUGUCUAUCAGGUGGGUACCUGCCGCCUCAUGCACAGAUGAAGAUGGCCUCCAAGCGCAUCACCCAGGAGACCUUCGAUGCAGUCGUUCAUGAGAACAUUGAAGAGUUCCAGAUGCAACCAGAGGAGGCAAUAAAAGAGGCCGUGGAACAAUUUGAAUCACAAGGGGUUGAUCUGAGCAACAUUGUAAAGCUGGUACCCAAAGUCUCUGCAGAUGGAUCCCAGGAGCCUAGACAUGACAUCCUACAGAUAAAUAUUUGUGGAGUGAAUGAGAGAGACAAACAGACCUCUGGUAUGGGCCAGUCUGGCAAAGGUCCUGGAUGACCUGCGGGAAUCCGUGGCCCACUCUCGCCCCCAGGAAGUGUCCAUGCACCUUGCCCGCUUUUUUGAACAGUGCAAGCAGCACAAGGCUUGCCGCUUCCUGGCUGCCCAGAAGGGGGCCUACCCCAUCCUUCUGGCUGCCUGGAAGCUUGCUGCAGCAAGUGACCAGAGCCUGUUGCUUCAGGCCCUCAACACCCUGUCAGCCCUGACCGAUGGCCAGCCCGAUCUCCUAGACACCCAGGGCCUACAGCUGCUGGUGGCAACCCUGGCCCAGAAUGCCGACGUAGCUGAUCUGACCUGCUCUGGGAUCCGCUGUGUUUGCCAUGCCUGCCUGAAGCACGAGCAGAAUCGGCAAAGCCUGGUGAAGGCCGGUGUGCUGCCCCUGCUGACUGGUGCCAUUGCCCGACAUAGGCAUUGCGCCAACGUGGUCAGAGAGGCCUGUUGGGCCCUCCGAGUCAUGACCUUCGAUGAUGACAUCCGUGUGCCCUUUGGCCAUGCCCACGACCAUGCCAAGAUGAUUGUGCAGGAGAAUGGAGGCUUGAAGGUGCUCAUUGAGGCUGCCAAAGCAUUCUCUGACAGCCCCAGUAUCCUGAGUGAGCUCUGCAGCACCCUGUCCCGCCUGGCCGUCCGCAAUGAAUUCUGCCAGGAGGUCGUCGACCUUGGGGGCCUCGGGGUCCUGGUGGCCCUACUGGCCAACUGCAGCGACCACCAGGACCUUGUGAAGCAAGUGUUGAGUGCCCUGCGGGCCAUUGCAGGCAACGAUGAUGUGAAGGACGCCAUCGUCCGUGCUGGUGGGACAGAGUCCAUCGUGGCUGCCAUGACCCAGCACCUGGCCAGCCCCCAGAUAUGCGAGCAGAGCUGUGCAGCCUUGUGCGUCUUGGCCCUGCGAAAGCCAGAGAACAGCCGGGUCAUCAUGGAGGGCGGUGGGGCCCUGGCUGCAUUGCAGGCCAUGAAGGCACACCCUCAAGAGGCCGGAGUGCAGAAACAGGCCUGCAUGCUGAUCCGUAACCUGGUGGCCCGCAGCCAGGCCUUCUCACAGCCCAUCCUGGACCUGGGGGCUGAAGCACUCAUCUUGCAGGCCCGUGCUGCCCACCGUGACUGUGAGGACGUGGCCAAGGCUGCCCUGCGGGACCUUGGCUGCCAUGUGGAGCUGCGAGAGCUGUGGACUGGCCAGAAGGGCAACCUGGCACCAUGACCCCAGGCUCAGUCUGGGCCGUGGCUUUGGAUGAGUUCUGUGAUUCAGGAACAGGGAGGAGGUCCGUGUCCUGCCACUCUAUUCCCCAGAUUCCUCCCCCACUCAGUGAAAAGUGUUUUCUGAUGGGCACCAUGUAGAGGCUGGGGUGGGAAGGGAGCACUGGUGAAGCAUCUAUAGAGCAUAAAGCAGCCCCAGGGUCUUGGCCUCCCAUCACCUUGUUCUCCUCACCAGCUGACAGCACUGGCAUUAUCCUGCCUGCCUGCCCACCCCCACCACAUGCCCUUUCCUAUCAGAUGGGCCUCCUUAGUGCUGCCUGGAGGUGGAGUGCUGACUGAAAUUUGGGAGCCACGCUGGCCAAUUUCACAACAGGAUGGGGACCCCGCUUUGGCUUACAAGUCUGUUUUCUCCCCUGCUCAUCUCUCACUUGUAAUAUGGGUUGUAGGAGCCUUGCUCUGCUGGACAAACGGCAGGGACCAAACUCUUCUGCCUCCAGGGGCCCCAGGCCAGCCCGUACUGCCCAGGAAUAAAAGACUCUGUUAGUUGAA
This is a messenger RNA of Canis lupus familiaris (dog), 2399 nucleotides long. It is a transcript of the gene ARMC6, whose product is annotated as armadillo repeat containing 6. The transcript is spliced from 9 exons. Lineage: Eukaryota; Metazoa; Chordata; Mammalia; Carnivora; Canidae. The record is from RefSeq and is a predicted model, not a curated record. Gene Ontology annotation, molecular function: protein binding. Bases 607 to 1854 code for a protein of 415 amino acids. Gene Ontology annotation, biological process: hematopoietic progenitor cell differentiation.